Hemicordylus capensis (graceful crag lizard) is the source of this 4420-nucleotide messenger RNA. RefSeq lists its product as uncharacterized. The record is from RefSeq and is a predicted model, not a curated record. The transcript has 7 exons. Gene Ontology annotation, cellular component: plasma membrane. Bases 632 to 2704 code for a protein of 690 amino acids. Lineage: Eukaryota; Metazoa; Chordata; Lepidosauria; Squamata; Cordylidae.
UCCUAGGUUCCUAUAUAAUUUCUAUGUAAUAUAGCAGUGUCAUCUUGUGAUCUAUGGAUUUAAUGCUAUAGGCACUUUUUUUUUUAAUGUUCAAGAGCUCUCCUGGUUUAGUUCCAUUUUUUCACAAUGCAGUGACAAUUCCAGAACAUGAAUCUUGCAGAGUUAAGCACCUUGUGUUUGUCAACUCAAAUUUGGAAUCUGUUGCAUUUAUUUAUUUACUUUUAAAAUGACACACCAGCUAAACCUGUUAUGCAAAUUGCAACUAUGGAAGUGUCAGUGGCAUGUGAUGGGGAGAUGACCAUCCAAUGUGCCAUUGUGACACAUUCCCAGUAUGGUCCUCAGGGCUGUGUUGCCCUAUUCUGACCUGACAUUGCCACGUGGCCACCUCUCUGUGACAGGCUGACAUUCAACACGGGCAGCUUUCUCCAUCAAUGGCUCCCCCAUCCUGUGGAAAGUAUUUUGCCUGCAGUGCAAUUCAUGCGAAGGGGAGUAUGACUGCGUUGGCCAGAAUGUGACGUGUGAAGGCCCCUCAGCCAGCUGCAAAACCUCUGUCCGAAAGGCUUCUGUCUCCUUCCUGGAAUUCCAGACCGUGAAGAAAGGCUGUGCCCGCCAGAUUUACCCACACGAAUCCAUGUCUCUUAAUUCGCACCUCAUGGCUGUUUCUUAUCAAGCACGUUAUUGCGCUGAGGAUGGCUGUAACAACGAGACCUACUUUGUCUCCCAGCCACGCCCUACCAACCACAUGCGCUGCCAUUCCUGUGCUUCCCAGGGUAACUGGUGUCCCGAAGCUGCCCGCACUCAGAUCAGCUGUGUUGGGGAGCAGGAACAGUGCAUGGAUCUUGACAUCACUGGAAACAUGGGUCAGUUUUCCAACAUGAAGCUGAAGGGUUGCGCCAACCUCCUUCGCUGCCAGGAGACUUUGAGCUUCUAUUCCGGCAGCCGCACCAUCCAUGCCAGCUGCUGUGACACUCCGCUCUGCAACAGCUUCACCCCAGAUCUUCAUGUGCUAAGCCAGGCCACAAAUGGGCUCGAGUGUUACAGCUGCGUGGAUGAAGAUGGGAUUGGGUGCUCUGAAAAAGUCAUCUCUAAGGUGCAGUGUACCGGCAUCCACAACAUGUGCCUGGAGGGGAUAGGCAACAGCCGGAAACCUGGUAUGGAUUAUGGCCUAGUGACAUUCAAAGGCUGUGCCUCGUCAGCUAUGUGCCAGAGCUCCCUCUUGGCCUUGGUGCAAGAGCUAGACAACACCGAUGUCCUUUGCUGCCAAGGGAGCCUCUGCAACACGCGCAUCGUGAACGGUGUGGUGACGGAACCCAAGAUUGCUGCAGAUAGUGCCGACACCUCUGAGAGACCCGAGUGCAUCACCCCGACCCCGUCUAACCCCACACCAGACCCUGACUGCAUCUACGAUGAUGACGAGGACAGCAUGGUGGUUGCUGGUGCCGUCCCACCUCCUGAGAGCCACAACGAUAAGGAGACCGUCCACAUGACCAACGAGAAAGAAGGCAGAGAGAAUUACGUCGCUGAGGGAAGCACUGUGUCUCCUCGUGACCAUUCAGUGACAGGAGAGCACAUGUUCCAUGAGAAUCUGUCUGGGGGUUCUUCCGAGAGCCACGCUGGCUCCACUACAAGUGUGACCAAUUCUGAACACGUUGCAACAGGCGGUUCCGCAGCUGCCACAGAUCUGGAUCGGAGCGAUUCGGGUGCCGGCACCACCUCUUCUGGCAAUCAUGGCAAUGUGGUGGUACUGGUACCCAUUGUCGUCCCCAAGAACGCCACCCGUACCACCUCCUCUUUCUCCUCUGGGACAGUCACCACCUUGGCAACUUCUGAUGAGGAUGGAGAUGACGAGGAAUGCGAAGCAGAAGAGGAAGGCGCUGGCACUGAGCAGCCCUUCAUAGCCGUGAACGCAGGCAAUGCUGCAUCCCCUGAAUCCAACCGGGAAAGCUCUUUUUCCCCCAGGCCUGCAGUAAUCCUCCGUGAAAACGAAAGCACCCGAGUUCCUGUUGGAGGCCAUUCCAACGCCGGUGUCUCUGUCACAGGAGGGCACUAUGAUGGUGCCACAGAGUCAACCUCCCAUGGCCAUACAGUCCACUCCCAUGGCACAGCUGGGGAAAGCUUCAUUUCGGGUGGCAAUCCUGCAAGCCACACCCCAGGGCCUGGGCAUUCUGCGACGGGCAGCCACGGAGCCACCAAUGUGGAGGCCACUGGGGGUACUAGUUUUGCCACGGGUGGAAACACUCCACAGCCAGGCCACGCAAGCAGUGCCCCGUCUGAGGAACAUGGAACCCACACACACCUUCACGUUCCCUACAUCAUGUCCAGGGAUAAAAACUCUUUCCUCAGUGAAGGCAACACGGAGGCAGGUGCCCCCGCAGAGACCAGCCCCAAAGUACUCAUCGCCACCAGCAGUCCUGACAAAGAGGUCCUUGUUUCAGGAGCCGGGGCCGCCACCACCGCCCGUCCCAAGAACAAGAAACCCUGCAAACGGCCAGGGUCCCCAAACAAACCAGAGGCAAACGUAGUGCCCUCGUCUGCAGCAAACAAACGUGCCGCCAAAGAGGGCAUCGCUAGAGAGACCACCAACUUGAUGUUAAGUGACACUAAAGGUGGUGGGAAAGUCGGCAUUAAGGGCGGAGCAUUUGGCCUUUCUGCCCAUUUUGGCCUCUUCUCCCUCACCCUCUUGCUGGCUGCCCUGUUACACUGAACCCACAGAGACUGGGCAACAUUUGGGUUUGUUUUUAGUGUUUGUUUUUAACUGGGUAUCUUGACUCUCACCUCCACUCUUGAUCUAGCUCUGUUCCUUUUCAUAAAAGGGAACUGUUGUGCCCCUGUAGGGUGUCCCCUAUGCUGAGAAUUUGACAAUGGAGAAAUGUGAGGCUUGUAGCCAGUCAUGUAUCUCUCAGCCUAACCUACCUCACAGGGUUGUUGUGAGGAUAAAAAUAAGGAUGUGCAUGGCUCUGAGCUCCUCGGAGGAAGAGCGGGAUAUAAAUGUAAAAAUAAAUUAAAGAUAAAUAAAUAAGAUCCUAGAAUCAAAUUUGGGAUGCCUGGGUGUGUAGUGAAUGCAAAUUCGGGAUAUCUGGGAGUGGUCUGUGUGUGUCUGUGUGUGUGUGUGGGGGGGGGGGAGAGUAAAUGAACAGUAUCUUGCCUGCCCCCUACUGGUAGAGAUGGAAAUUUCACUUUGUAAAUGUCAUCACCCCUUUUUUGCUCUUAGAUUAAAAGAGAACUGCUUUAUAUUCCAACUAAGCAGGAAGGCCCUUCCGACUUUCAAGAGGCACCAUCCUGCACUGACAUAUAGCCAGAGAUUUAAAGAUUAGAUAUAACCAAUAGGAUGCAUAGCUAAGGCGCAGUUAACCCUUAAUAUCCUGUUGUCUCUCUUUUUGGGAUGCUGCAAGUAAAAAGCAUGAAUAAUAUGUGCUUCAUGCAGUUGUAAUACUGUCCUAACAGAGAGAUACAUAAAUAUGGACGACAGCAACAAUCCACCCAAAUACACUAUAUUUAUUGUAAACUGUACAGUGGGAUUUUUUUUAUUUUUUUAUUUUCAAAAUAAAAGGGACAAAAUGCUGGAUCAAAGAGUCCCAGAACUGGUGCUCUUUCAGGCCCAGAAAGGAAGCCCUUGGUCCUCCAGGACCAGAUAGUCCUGUUGAUAAAACUGAACUUUUUGGACAUCCAUGCAGAAGGGAGACUCUAUGUUCCAAACGUUGGAGCCAUAUAGGAACAAAAAAGCACACACAUCCCAAAUCUGACAAAAUACCCUGCAGGACUCCGGUUUUCAUGCCUAUGUGGGAAGAUUGGGGUAUUCAGCAUGGUCUUGUGGCUAAAUGCUGACAGAACCCCACAUUCAUGAAAUAACUCUUAUAACCCCUUGAUCCUUCAUCUUCCCAACUGAGACGAAACUCAACUGCUCACAAUCAUCCCUUGUUACUUUCCCCCCUCUCCUUCCUCUGUUGUUGUUGUUGUUUGUUAUUAAGAGCAUGUAUGUAGCCCUUUUCAGAGCAGUUAUCUUCCUCCCUGUGUUCUCCCACACCUUGGAAGCUGUAUGGGGCAGGGCCCGUCUUUUCACCACAAACAUGGAUGAUGCGAUCUUGAUCUCAAUCAUAAAUCAUGUUCUGAGAACUUUGAGUUGUCUAGCGUACAUGUGCAGCACCUUGUUCUCUUUUGACUUUCGGCAAACCUUGCCAUGUGAUGUGGGUGGGUGUGAUUCAGGUGUUCAGAACAGAUUUUCUUUCUGCCUUUGGCCUACCAGUCCUCACCUGUGGAGGACAACCCUUGACAUUCUCAGAUGCAAGGUUGACUUAUUGCCUGGUAUAUUUGCCUGUGGAGUUGAACUCAUGUCUGUCCCUGUUACUUCUGUUCCCUGAAGCUUUGUCACACUCCCUAUAUGCUGUGCAAAGGAGGAAAUCAAUAAAGGUAUUUUAUUGUU